AUGUCCUCACAGGCACAAUUCCGCGCAUUCCAAGCCAUCGGCGACGAACACCCACGGCUCAUCACGGUUCGCUGGACCCCAGGACAUAAAGAUAUCCCUGGAAAUGAAGCCGCAGACAGCCUGGCAAAGGCCGGCGCAGCUCUCCCUGUACAAGACCUUACACCGUCCGUCUCACAACGACGCCGCGAAGUACGAGCAAAGCUAGCUUUACUCUUUAAAGAAUGGUGGGAAGGGGUAGACAAACGUGCCUACCUCGACCAGAAGAUCGACCUCAAGGGAGACCUCCUGAAGCUCCCAGAGCUCGAAAUGCCUCGCAUACAGCUAAGGCAUCUCCUCGCUGCCCGAACCACACACGGCGACUUCGCCGAUUACCACACACGCUUCCACCACCACGAUACGUCCCUUGAAUGCAGCUGUGGGAGGGAAAGAUCUCCUACACACCUGUUCUACUGCCGAAAGGUUCCGGUAGGCCUGAGAGCUCGGCUGGCACCCGAUGCUCAAAGCGCAAUAGGCCGGUUCCUCGGCUCGCAGUAUAAGGUAUUCAAUCGCAUCGCGGGUGUGUACUUCAAGCACAUCUGCGCACAGUGGUGCUAA
Molecule: messenger RNA, 594 nt
Organism: [Torrubiella] hemipterigena
Lineage: Eukaryota; Fungi; Ascomycota; Sordariomycetes; Hypocreales; Clavicipitaceae
Source: the annotation of a GenBank genome assembly